This is a messenger RNA of Ciona intestinalis (vase tunicate), 3501 nucleotides long. The record is from RefSeq and is a predicted model, not a curated record. NCBI's taxonomy places the organism in Eukaryota, Metazoa, Chordata, Ascidiacea, Phlebobranchia, Cionidae.
AUGUGCACUGACUUAUGUGUUUCUAUACCAACAUACCCACAUUAUAAGUGUCUUUGUCCUAAUGGUGCGUCUCUUACAGCAGACAACCAUACAUGUACUGACAAAGCCAACUACACAACAGUACCUUCAUGUGCAGAGCAGCAGUUUCAAUGCGAUAAUGGGAUUUGUAUCGUAAAGAAAUGGGUUUGCGAUGGCGACAAUGACUGUCACGAUAAUAGCGAUGAAAAAAUUGAAAUUUGUGCUAAGAAGAACUGCAGUGAUGGUUGGUUCCUAUGCAGUAACUCGAGUGUUUGUAUUCUAUCACGGUGGGUGUGUGACGGUGAAUCUGACUGCCCUGGAGGAGAAGACGAGACACCUGAGGUCUGUCGGGGCCGGUCGUGCCCCUCCGGGCAGUUUUUGUGCCCCUCGGGUCUUUGUAUCCCUGAUAUAUGGAGGUGUGAUUUGGAUGACGAUUGCCACAACGGGUUUGAUGAAUCCGAUAAUUGCACAUAUGCAAGUUGUCGGACUGGGGUUGAGUUUUCGUGUUUGUCGGGUCGGUGUAUCGCCCUCGAGUGGGCAUGUGAUGGAGAAGACGACUGUGGUGAUGGUUCAGAUGAAGAAGAUUGCUCGGCCACUACUACGCCCUCUACUGCCACCAAGUGUGCUGAGAAUGAGAUGCAGUGUAGUAACGAGACAUCGCUUGCCAGGUGCAUGCCCUCUAGGUGGCGCUGUGAUGGAGACGAAGAUUGUCCCGAUGGAAGCGAUGAAGCUGGCUGUCCACCAUCAAUCCAUAGAUGUGGGUACGGGCUGUACCUUUGUAAUUCCACAAGCAAAUGUAUAUUAGAAGCUUGGGUAUGUGAUGGAGCAGAUGAUUGCUAUGAUGGAUCUGAUGAAGCAAACUGUGAUUGCCCACAAAAUAUAACCAGCAAAUAUCAACAGAUUCGUUGCAUAACUGUCAUUGGCAAAAGUGACUGCGUGAAUAAAUGUGAUCAUAACGUGGAUUGUAUAAGUGGACAAGAUGAACUGAAUUGCAACCACGGGGUAUGUGCCAACUCGGGAUGUAGUCACUCAUGCACGCCGACGAACACAGGGUUUGAAUGCUCGUGUCCGAAAGGAAAGGAGUUGUCAUCAGAUCAUGCCACUUGUCAAGAUAUCGACUAUUGUCGGCACCGUGGCACCUGCGCACACAUAUGCCACACCACGCCACGUGCAUAUCAUUGUUCAUGUCAUAAGAACUGGAAGAUUGAUCAUUAUGAUGUCACCAAGUGUGUUUAUGACAAACCAGCCCCGCCCCCUUUUAUUAUUUUCAGCAACAAAAGAUCAUUAAAAUACAUGGAGUUAAACACAACCAGCAUUCACGAAAACGAGCGAAAGAGAAAAUUUCAAUAUCUGGUUGAAGGAUUCCGUCAAGUACUUGGCCUGGAUUUUCACUACCAUAGGAACCUUAUAUUUUUCACUGACAUCAUUCAAGAUACGAUAACAAGAGCUACAUUAACUUACAACGCAGAAGACAACUCUCUCACAUUAAGUGACCAGCAAGCCAUCAUUACACAAGGCAUAAUGACCCCUGAAGGAAUUGCAGUUGACUGGAUAAAUGACAAAAUAUACUUCGUUGAAUCCACACUAAACCAGAUACAAAUGGCCACCCUAGAAGGAAAUAUGCGAACCGUGGUUGUUGCCGAACAAUUGGUUAACCCAAGGGGUGUAGCGGUUGACCCAAGAUUUGGAUAUCUGUUCUGGACGGACUGGGGAGUUGGAAAUUCUCGGGUCGAGCGUUCAACCCUCGCAGGAGACGAUCGUGUACAAAUAUGGAAAGCUGAUGGAGAUGGUGAUGGGUGGCCUAAUGGACUCACUAUUGAUUAUAUGGAGAACAGAGUUUACUGGGCCGAUGCCAAGUAUGACAUCAUCUGGUCAUCAAAAUACGACGCUUCAGAUCAUGUGAUGGCAGUCCAGCGUGUUGAUUGGUUGACCCACCCCUUUGGGGUCACGACCUUUAAUGACCUCGUCAUCUGGACGGACUGGCGAACCACGGUGAUCGCUAGCGCCAACAAGUGGACAGGGGAAAACUCGACGGUGAUUGAGCUGGGAUAUAAUCCUCCACUUGAUGUGAAGGUUUAUCAUGAGAGUCGACAACCAAUGUUUAUUAAUGAUACUUCACAAGCGCCCAACAACCCCUGUCUGAACCACACAUGCGAAGGGUUGUGCAUUCCUGUGCCAACCGCCACUGCCAACCACUUGACACACAAAUGUUCUUGCCCGCAUUUUUACAAGCUCUCUACAGACGGAGUUUCCUGCGAAAAAAUCCAAAAUUUUCUACUUUUUUCACAUUUUAUUGAGAUUCAAGGCAUGCGAUUGGACAAUUUGAAUUUCAGUGCCAUCCAAGCCCUUUCGUCACCUGACGUUGGUCGAGCCACCCGAUUGGCCCAUGACUGGUCACAUGACCGAAUAUAUUGGCCUGACUCUAAAUCUGAGGAAAUUAAGAGUUCGUUUAUAAAUGGAUCCGAUGUCACAACUGUUGUAGAUACUGACUCAGCAAAUGUAUUUGGAUUAGUAGUUGACCCUCUACAUAAGACUAUAUACUGGACAUCAUACAUUGAACUAAGUUAUGCACCAAACAAGAAGCUGAUAAACUCAUAUGUCAUGGUGGCUUCUUUGGAUGGCAGAUAUAAAUACCAGUUGGGGGGCCCAGGUUGGGAAAACGUGAGUCGACCUAAAUACCUCACAUCCGAUGUCCAACAUGCUAUGCUUUACUUCACCGAUGAUUUUGGAGUAUAUAGUGUUUCUAUGGAUGGCUCGAACCUGCAACAAAUUUCGAAUUUUAAAAAUGCCUCAGACCUACGUUACCAUGACAACACACUCUACUGUGUUCACAACGGUUCAGUCAAAGUCAUAGAAACAACAUUAUGUGGUGGAUUUCGGUGCACUAGAGAUUUACAUAUACCUGCUACUAUGAUUGCAUUGUGGGGUGAAAGAAUGUGGGUUUAUGAUGAUGAUAAAGUUUCCAUAUUUGAAGUUGAAAAUUUCCACUCCGAAAAUCCUCAGCGAAUUUUAAAGCGAAAUCGAACCGGAAAACUUGCGGAUAUUCUUAUUUAUCAUUCUACAGGGAAUAUACAACCACAAAGCAGAGCAUGCACAACUGGUAUGAAUGAAUGCGAACAACUAUGUCUUCCUUCUAAUACAACAACAGAAGUUGUGGCUUCAUGUAAAUGUAGCAUGGGGUAUGAGGUGGAUGCAAACAAUAUUAAACAGUGUAAAGCUAUUGAAGAAUUUAUCCUGUAUGCUACUGAUAGUUCUGUAAGGGGUAUUCACCUAAAUGGAGAAGAAGGUGCAUUAUCUCCUAUUAUGGAUCAAGCACGUCCGGUUGGGGUAGAUUUCUUUGCAAAAAACAACACUAUACUGUGGACGGACUCGUCAGCAGUUGCGAUAAAAGCAUCCACGCGUGACGUGACAUCACAAUGGACAAUAUAUUCUCCUUUUCCGACAACAAGAAACUACUUCUACAACACCAGUGCAGUGAGUUAA